Molecule: messenger RNA, 1008 nt
Organism: Diplodia corticola
Lineage: Eukaryota; Fungi; Ascomycota; Dothideomycetes; Botryosphaeriales; Botryosphaeriaceae
Product: ankyrin repeat domain-containing protein 50
Exons: 1
Coding region: 1-1008 (335 amino acids)
Biological process (GO): nucleoside metabolic process
Molecular function (GO): catalytic activity
Source: RefSeq, a predicted model, not a curated record
AUGGUACUCCCGAACGAUCAAUACACUGUGGGUUGGAUCAGUGCCCUGACAACCGAGUUGGUGGCUGCACAAGUAUUCCUGGACGAACUUCAUGGAAUCCCAGAGAGCGUCGCCAAGGGUGACAGCAACUAUUACCAGCUUGGACGGAUAGGAGAACACAACGUUGUGCUCGCAGUCUUGCCCGCUGGAGAGUAUGGCACGACCUCUGCAACAAGUGUGGCGAAGGAUAUGCUCCACUCAUUCCCAAACAUUCGUGUUGGGCUGAUGGUGGGCAUCGGCGGCGGGGCUCCGAAUGCUAUGAACGACGUACGUCUCGGUGAUGUCGUUGUCAGCACCCCCCAGGGCCACUCUGGCGGUGUCUUCCAAUACGAUUUCGGAAAAACCAUCCAGGAAAAGACGUUUCAGCACACCGGCCACCUCAAUCAAACGCCCGCCGUCCUCCUCGCCGCUGUCAAUGCUUUGUCGGGAGACUUACGGACUCUCGGGAACAACAUCGCCACAAGCAUAGAAGAAACUCUUGCGAGCCAUGAGAGACUGCGCCAGAAAUACGGACAGCCGGAUGUGGCAAGUGACCGACUUUACAAGUCCACCUUCAUUCAUCAGCACCUUCCAGGACAGCCUCCUCAAAGCUGCAUCCAUGUUUGCGGCAAUGAACCUCAAAAUCUGGUUGAUCGGCCGGAUCGAGCGAGUCGGGAGCACGAUCCGGUGAUAUUCCACGGUAUCAUCGCUUCGGCGAACAGCCUCAUGAAGGACGCACUGAUAAGGGACAAUCUGUCUCAAAACAACGGGGUGCUCUGCUUCGAGAUGGAAGCGGCGGGGUUGAUGAACCACUUUCCAUGUUUGGUUGUGCGUGGUAUCUGCGACUACUCCGACACACACAAGAACGAUGCGUGGCAUGGGUAUGCCGCCAUGGUGGCUGCGGCUUAUACGAAGGCGCUUCUGUUGAAGGUUACGCCAAACGAGCUCGGAGCCGAGCAAAGGCUUCUCGAAGUCGUAGGAGACCAUUAG